GUGUGUGUGUGUGUCCUGACAAAGGCUCCAUCCAGCCGUGUUGCAGAGGGCUGCCUGUUCCCAGAGACCCUCAGAGCUCCAGGACUCCCAGUCUCUCUGCCGCCUGCAGCCCAGAAACAGCAGCCCCGGCACGGACGCACACACUUGCCUGCUCCCCUCCUCCUCUGGAGCUCCAACGCCUCCAACAUUUGGAUUAGUAAUGGACAGAAGAAACAGUUUUAAAGUGGGAAACUUAGGAGUAUUGCGAGUUUAAUAAAGACGCAAGAAGAGAAAAGAGAAAACACCUUCAUCCGUCCGGACUACAAACCGAUUAAACAUCUAGUAGAGGCCUCGUAAACGGUUGCCAACUUAACUUUACUGGCGUAAUCUUUUCCUGGAAUUGUCGACUUUUCGGAGGACUUCACAGAGGAACCGUGAGCUAGAUCUGCAACCUACUGAUCGGUAGGUUUCGGAGACUUUAUCAACAUUGGUUCGGUUGAUCCUUCCUGAAUAUUUAGGGACUUCUUUCUUGGAAACAUUGCUGGAUUUUUGUGAAGCUCACCACACUUUUACACCGUUGUUUGUGAACAGUUUUGGUUUGAAUAUUUACAAUUUAAAAAAAGGAAAUCUGAAUCUUCUGAAUUUAAUCUUUCACAUUUAGAAUGGGCAUCAUGUCGCCGUGCGUCGGCGUGUGUUUCUGUCUGUGUCUGCUGCUGUUUACGGACGCCAAAAGUGUCGGGAAACACGCCACAGACGGCCGGCUCGACGCCACAGACGAAUCCUCCUCGCUCGUCAAAAAACUGAAACCCGUUUGGAUCCCGAAGCAUCUCGGCGCCCCUGAGAUGCUAGAUCUGGACGCGGAGUUGAUGCAGCGCCAACGCCGUGGCGCCGAGGACGAGGAGCAACAGUCCACCUUCAGCCAGUCCUUCGAGAACGACUCGGUGACGACGCCGCGGGCCACCGAGUUCGCCAACGGCACAAAAGUGGGCGCGGCAGACAACGGUGAUCACAAUCAAGAUGGCGGCGAUGUUGGCGGAAAUGUGUCCAGCCCUGGAGACAACGGCGCCCCGGGACUGUUCAACCCGUUCUAUCCGCUGGAGGAGAGCUCGUACGCGGCCUACGCCGUGCUGUUCCUGGGCGGCCUGGUGCUCGCCGUGGGCGUGGUCGGGAACAUGGCGCUCAUGUGCAUCGUCUGGAACAACUACUACAUGCGCUCGGCGUGGAACUACCUGCUGGCCAGCAUGGCCUUCUGGGACUUCCUGGUGCUGGUGCUCUGCCUCCCCGUGGUCGUCCUCAACCAGCUCUCCCAUAGGAGGAUCCUCGGUGACAUCACCUGCCGCAUGGUGCCGUACAUGGAGGCCGUGUCUCUGGGCAUCACCUCCUUCACGCUGUGCGCUCUGGGCAUAGACCGGUUCCUCGCCGCCACGUCCUCGGCCCAGCCCAAGGCGCGGCGGGUGGAGCGCUGUCACGCCGUGCUGCUGAAGAUGCUGCUGGUGUGGCUGGCCGCCCUGCUGCUGUCCAGCCCCGAGCUCUUCCUCUGGACGCUCAGCCAGAGCGUCUCGCCGUCCAGCGGCCGGCUGACUGACGCCUGCAUCGUCACGCCGGCCUCGCCGCUCUCCCUCCUCCUGCCAGACUCACUGCACUCCCUGCUGCUCCGCUACCACCAGGGCCGUAUGUGGUGGUGUUUCGGCUGCUACUUCUGCCUCCCCGUCCUCUUCACCGUCCUCUGCCAGAUCGCCACGCGCAACGUCAACAGCGACUCUAGCACGGCCCAGAAGCAGCGUAACCAUGACGACGCCCCCCCCAGCCAGCACCAGGUGGUGGAGCGGCAGCUGAACUGCACGCUGCUGGCGCUGGCCGUGGUCUACGCCGUCUGCGCGCUGCCCGAACACGUGUGCAACAUCACGCUGGCCUACACGCACGCCAGCAUCUCCGAAGACACAGCCGCCAUGCUGGCGCUGCUGCAUCACUUCCUGUUGUUCUUCAAGUCCUCGGUGACGCCAGUGCUGCUGCUGUACCUGUGCAAGACUCUGGGCCAGGCCUUCAUGGACUGCUGCUGCUGCUGCUGUCAGGAAUGUCAGCCAACCGUGGCUCACGGCUCGCCAGGCUCCGCCCACGUCAAACUGAAGGCCGCCAACGAGACGUCCAUCUUCUUCGACAAGGCUAAAGACACGUCGGCCAUCUUGGCAAUCUCCAGCUAGACCCGCCAGUCCCUCUUUAACCAUCAAUCACUCAUCUUCCUCCUCCAUACAUCAACACGUCUACACUGUAGCGUUCCUUAACUCCAUAUAUAUAUAUAUAUAUAUAUAUAUAUAUAUAUAUACACACAUCCAAUUCCCUGUUUGGAUCUCCAGUCAACUGUAGAUUUCUAAAGUUACCAGCCAAUCACAUUUGCCGCUGAAUACAGACACAC
Sander lucioperca (pikeperch) is the source of this 2392-nucleotide messenger RNA. RefSeq names its product G-protein coupled receptor 37-like 1. Gene Ontology annotation, biological process: positive regulation of MAPK cascade; adenylate cyclase-inhibiting G protein-coupled receptor signaling pathway. Gene Ontology annotation, cellular component: plasma membrane; signaling receptor complex. The record is from RefSeq and is a predicted model, not a curated record. The transcript has 4 exons. Gene Ontology annotation, molecular function: G protein-coupled peptide receptor activity. NCBI's taxonomy places the organism in Eukaryota, Metazoa, Chordata, Actinopteri, Perciformes, Percidae. Bases 642 to 2180 code for a protein of 512 amino acids.